This is a messenger RNA of Anopheles cruzii, 1589 nucleotides long. It is a transcript of the gene comm2, whose product is annotated as protein commissureless 2 homolog. The record is from RefSeq and is a predicted model, not a curated record. The transcript has 2 exons. NCBI's taxonomy places the organism in Eukaryota, Metazoa, Arthropoda, Insecta, Diptera, Culicidae. The coding region runs from base 273 to 1358 and encodes 361 amino acids. Gene Ontology annotation, biological process: axon guidance.
GGUGAAGAAAUUCUGUUGGCGAGAAGCUGGGUUCAGAUAAGCGGAUAAAGCGCUCGCCACGUUUUCGAGGCUGCCUUGUGUGUGUGUAUGUGCCAAAACAAAGCAGGAAAGCCAAGCUGCUAUCUAUAGUAACCACAGUCCGCCGGCGUGAGUGUCCUUUUUUGACAGCAACGAUCAUUCGCACAUGAUUGACAUCGGACCAUCGGCAUCCGUCGGAGUGUAAGCGUCCUUGUGCCUGAGUGAAAGUCCAUCAACGGCGCCUUUUUGGGAAAAUGAUUGAAAAUUUCGAAUCCAAGAUAACCUUCGAAAUACCGACGAACAUCGACUUUGACAAGCUCAUUCGUGGCAACAACUACACGCUCUUCUGGCAGAACCUGCACCAGCAGCAGCAACAGAGCGGCGGCGGCGGCGUCGGCAGUGCGCUCGGGGCGGCCGGUGCGGCCCGGCUCGGCGGCAUGGCCGACAGCGGAGGGUUUGGGUUCGCGUCGUCCCCAUCGGCCAGUCUGUUCGGUGGCAUCGAUUACAGUAACGGCAGCAGCGACUACGGGCUGCUCAACAGUCUGCAAUCCUUCGCCAAUCGUGGGGUUGGCCGCGAUGGGCUGGUCGGUUCCGACCAGCUGCUCGAUCCGACCUACGAACGGUUCAUCGGCGACGUUUGGGUCGGCAUCGUGCUCACGCUGAUGAUCCUUUCGUCCAUAUUCUGCAUGUGCUCCUGCUUCUUGUACCACAAGUUUCGCCAGUGGCAACGAAAUGUGUUGACCGCCCGCUCGCAAACCCUCUCGUCGAUGGACAUCGAAACGCCACCACCGUACGACGUGGAAUCACUGCCCAGCUACACGAUCGUGUCCGGGUUGCCGAGUUAUCAGGACGCCAUCGAGCAGCUAAAGCAGAAGCAGAUGAAGUACUACGAACCGGUCAAGGUGCACCGGCCGAGUGUAAUGAAGCUGUUCGAAUCGCAAGACCUCCUGGCGCCUGCCGGGACGAAUCCACCGAAGCUCGAGGAGAUCCGUUAUACCUUCGGCCGACCACUGUCAACGAUCGAAACGGAACCGGCAAGCAGCAGUUGCCAGCCGCAGCAGCAAACGAUCGUGAGCCUUCCGAUCGAGCAGCCUCCGCCACCUGGUGUCCUUUUGGGGCCACCGGUGUCGCAGGUGCCACCACCACCGCCAUACAAGCGCGAAAUUUCCACCAUUUCCACCGUGAGUUCACCGGCCGCCAUUUGUGUGCUGUCGCCGGCACCGGAUCAGGCCGGAAAUUCGACGGACGCGUCCACAGUGAUCCGCGUGUUGCCGCAGCAGAAGAAGCUCGGGGUGUGCCAUUACGCGAUCGAGAACGAACGGCUGGCCGGAAGAAGUUGAGGCAGCUGGAACGGCAGGAACGCAUCCUUCGCCCUAGUAUAGGGCCCGGGCUCGGUGGGAGCACAUACCGGAACAAACUGAAAACUCGAUGAUGAUUACAAAUCACUCUGACUGUGUUAUUAAAGAUUAAUUUAUUAGAUAGGAGAGAGGAUCGAGUUUUCGAGAGGCUUAUCAGACCCGGUUCAUGGUCCCAACUCGUUCGCUAACCGUGUAGGCAGUAGUACUCCUUUA